Molecule: messenger RNA, 391 nt
Organism: Meira miltonrushii
Lineage: Eukaryota; Fungi; Basidiomycota; Exobasidiomycetes; Exobasidiales; Brachybasidiaceae
Exons: 2
Coding region: 1-267 (88 amino acids)
Source: RefSeq, a predicted model, not a curated record
AUGUCAUUCCUUCUUAGUCCCCUGCUAGCUAUCACUGCAUCUCAAGCAUCACCAGUCAAAGCACCACCAAAAGCAUAUCAACCUCCAGGCAGACAACCAGAAUCAAAUCCAGGCCCAGCAACACCCUUACAAGGGAUGCCUAAAAAUGAACAAUCAUCCCCUAAAACUGUUGAUGUGCCAAACAGAUAUAAUGGUAAACCAGAUCAAACAUUUGAUGAUAUUUUUGCAAACAUUGAUAACAAGAAGCAAGCUUUCGGUAACAAUUGAUCAAUUGGUCAAGUCAUCUUGUAUGUUUUAUAAAAUUGAUUAAUGCUGUACUGGAGGAAUAAAGUCGUUAGCGUGUUUUGUUUAAUGAAAAUUAAAGUUUGCUUGCAUUUAAUGGGAAACGAUG